CUCAGCUCAUCACUAACCACAGCAGCACAGAAGAAGAAAUGGCCCAGAUCAGAGCCCCUGUGAUUGUACUGCUGGUGCUACUGGCUUUGGGGCUCUUUGCUACGGAAACUUCUGCAGCUAAACGACCACGUCGUAGGAGAGGAUGCUGUGAGAGUUAUACUCUUCGUAAAACACCUUUCGCAGUUAUCGAAGGCUAUACCAUACAGACCAUAUCAGAAACCUGCCGUAUCUUUGCCAUCAUGUUCCACACUAAAAAGGGUAAUGAUGUGUGUGCAGACCCUGACCAGAACUGGGUGAUAGAGCACGUCAUCCGACUGGGGACCAAAGCGUCUCACAUCAAGACCUCACAGGCCUAAUCCAAUGAUGUCAUCACAACUCAGGAUAUAAAGGAAUAGUACACAGUCAAAAACUGAACUCAACACCUACUGUUAAUCUUUCCUCUCAGCACCAAGAACCAAAUCAAUAACAAGGGUGUCACAAGACCCAGCUACCUGUUUCUUCUUAGUUCUAUAUUUUCUGGGGUGAUUUUAU
Molecule: messenger RNA, 531 nt
Organism: Oncorhynchus tshawytscha (Chinook salmon)
Lineage: Eukaryota; Metazoa; Chordata; Actinopteri; Salmoniformes; Salmonidae
Gene: ccl20a.3
Product: chemokine (C-C motif) ligand 20a, duplicate 3
Exons: 4
Coding region: 39-356 (105 amino acids)
Biological process (GO): inflammatory response; chemokine-mediated signaling pathway; cellular response to tumor necrosis factor
Cellular component (GO): extracellular region
Molecular function (GO): CCR chemokine receptor binding; chemokine activity
Source: RefSeq, a predicted model, not a curated record